AAUUUUGUUCUAUCCAAAAAAACAAUUUUUGUGGCUGUCCUCCGUUUUUUACUCAGUACACACUCUUUCAGCAAUCCCAAUUGAGUUCCUCCACAUUUUAAUCAAAUAAUCUCAUUUUUUUUCCUACCGCAACUCUCAACCAUGAAUGACACAGUAGACAAGCUUGUAAUCUUUCUAGCAAAGAGAGAUGGCAUCGACAAACUUGUCAAAACUUUUCAGUAUGUAUCGAAACUUGUUCAUUGGCAUGUCGAUAAAACACACCCCCAUGUAGCCACCAGGGCCAAGAAAUGGGAAGUGGCGGCCGGUCUAAGCCGGAAGGCCUUUCGAAGUGGACGGUUUCUUACUGGCUUCAACGCGAUAAGACGGAAUCCGGGCCCCACCAUGACUUUCCGGUUGCUCGCUGUGCUUUCAAACGCCGGUGAAAUGGUCUACUUCUUCUUUGACCACUUUCUUUGGCUGUCAAGAAUUGGUGUUUUGGAUGCAAACUUGGCUAAGAGGAUGAGUUUCAUAUCAGCAUUUGGUGAGUCCUUUGGUUACAUAUUUUUCAUCAUAUCUGAUUUUAUACUCAUUCAAGAGGGGAUUAAGACAGAAAGGAAGAUUACCAAGUCAAUGGAAGAAUCCAAGGAUUCAAAGGAAAAUAUCAAGAAAAUUAGGGUUGAUAGGGUGAUGAGAUUAAUGGCUAUUGCAGCUAAUUUAGCAGAUUUGAUUAUUGCAUUGGCUGAUAUUGAACCUAAUCCCUUUUGUAACCAUGCUGUUACACUUGGAAUUAGUGGCUUGGUUUCCGCAUGGUCUGGUUGGUAUAGAAAUUGGCCAUAGCAUGUGGUUUAUAUUCAUGUGUGUACCAUUAUGAAAAUGUUAAUUAUUAUGGAAAUCUUUUGCAAAAUUUUACGUUGAAUUU
This is a messenger RNA of Olea europaea var. sylvestris, 898 nucleotides long. Its product is annotated as peroxisomal membrane protein 11-4. The coding region runs from base 142 to 816 and encodes 224 amino acids. Lineage: Eukaryota; Viridiplantae; Streptophyta; Magnoliopsida; Lamiales; Oleaceae. The record is from RefSeq and is a predicted model, not a curated record. Gene Ontology annotation, cellular component: peroxisomal membrane. Gene Ontology annotation, biological process: regulation of peroxisome size; peroxisome fission. The transcript has a single exon.